Molecule: messenger RNA, 805 nt
Organism: Anopheles maculipalpis
Lineage: Eukaryota; Metazoa; Arthropoda; Insecta; Diptera; Culicidae
Product: 2-aminoethanethiol dioxygenase
Exons: 1
Coding region: 5-805 (266 amino acids)
Cellular component (GO): mitochondrion
Molecular function (GO): oxidoreductase activity, acting on single donors with incorporation of molecular oxygen, incorporation of two atoms of oxygen
Source: RefSeq, a predicted model, not a curated record
UACGAUGAGUACGCUGUUCGCACGCGUAUUCAGGCAGGCUUGGGCCACAUUCGAACAAACGGCCACAUCCGAUGGCAAGUUUGCUACCAAUCUGCACGCGCUACACCGUCUAGUCGGUCAGCUAACGCUCGCGGACAUCGGGCUCGAACCUUCGCUCGUUGCCACGGAAACGUUCCAGCAACCAUCCAAAGCACCCUGCACCUACGUUGGUGUGUUCGAGAACGAUCGGUUUGCUAUGUCCGUGUUUGUGCUGCGGGAAAACUACACCAUGCCAUUGCAUGACCACCCGCAGAUGCACGGUCUGCUGCGGGUCGUUUCCGGUGCGGUGCAAAUCUGCAGCUACAGUGAGGUGGCCCGCCGCGACACGGUAGAGCCGAAGGAUGGCAAACUCCGGCGGCAUGUGCUGGUUGUGGCCGAACCGGAAAAGAUUAUCAGCUCGUCGGCCGGUGACUGUGCCGUGCUGACACCUACCGAGCGUAACUUUCACGAGAUAACGGCAAUCGGUGGACCGGCUGCGUUCUUCGACAUUCUUAGCCCGCCGUACAAUCUGUCCAGCCAGCCGCAAUACUUUUUCUACCGGAAGGUGCCGGUACCGCGCCAUUUGGCGGAGAUGGAACCGCACGGGUUCGGUGGACCCAACAUCCGGCCGGCACAGGAGGACGAGCGACCACGGUACGUGCUGGAGACGAUUCCCAACCCGGAACACUACUACUGUGAUACGGUGCAGUACAGCACGCCGGAGUUUAUGUACCGUCCGGAGAUGGGAGGCACCACAUCGACGUCUUCGUCAGAUGUGAAUGUCUAG